AUGUCUUCAAUCAAGAUUCCGCUAACGCCCCGUGUGCGCGAACUAGACCUUGUUGAUAAGGUCGCUGUUGUGACCGGCGCAUCUCGGGGCAUCGGACGUGCUAUCGCCUUCAACCUGGCCUCUCGUGGAUGUUCCAUCCUAGGGACUGCUACCAGUGACACGGGCGUCGCUGCCAUCGCGAAAGGCCUCAACGACGAGGUCACCAGUCGCGCCUUCGAAGGUACAUCUCGGCAGAGACCUGCGCGUCUCCUUAUUACAGCAGUCGUUGCAGACAUCUUCUCUACCGAGUGCGCCAGUAUAAUUACCGAAGAGGUCACCAAGAGCUUCAAUGGCCGCGUGGACAUCUUCAUCAACAACGCCGGUGCCAUAGGGACCGACACGAUAGGAGAAAUGGAUGUCAACCAUGUCCAACAAAGUCUACUCGCCAACGUUCAAACCCCCGUCAUGAUUGUCGAAGAGUUCACUCGUCGGCACUUCUUCCAGCCCAACAGCCGCAUCGUCUACAUCUCAUCUAUCCGAUCCCAUUUCCCAUGGAGCGAGCAUCUCGUGUACUCCGCUGGAAAAUCAGCGGGUGAGUCACUGUGUCGUACUUGGGCACAGGCUUUCGGUGGCAAGGACGAGAGAUACUCCUUCAUGGCCGGAACUACGGCCAAUUCUUUGUCGGUCGGCUUGACCGAGACGGAUUCCAUGAUGAACUGCCCACCCGACAUUUUAAAGCAAUUACAGAAUGAAUUCUACCCCUCGCAGAGUAUGCCACGUUUUGGACAGCCUGAUGAUAUUGCGGAUAUCGUUGGACUUCUUUGCAGCUCGGAUGCUCGAUGGAUUACGGGAUGUGUUGUUAGUGCUAGUGGAGGGGGUAUCAAGAUUGGUUCAGGCUAA
Molecule: messenger RNA, 879 nt
Organism: Penicillium atrosanguineum
Lineage: Eukaryota; Fungi; Ascomycota; Eurotiomycetes; Eurotiales; Aspergillaceae
Product: SDR family oxidoreductase
Exons: 1
Coding region: 1-879 (292 amino acids)
Molecular function (GO): oxidoreductase activity, acting on the CH-OH group of donors, NAD or NADP as acceptor
Source: RefSeq, a predicted model, not a curated record